Botrytis porri is the source of this 1455-nucleotide messenger RNA. RefSeq lists its product as uncharacterized. The coding region runs from base 1 to 1455 and encodes 484 amino acids. The record is from RefSeq and is a predicted model, not a curated record. Lineage: Eukaryota; Fungi; Ascomycota; Leotiomycetes; Helotiales; Sclerotiniaceae. The transcript is spliced from 2 exons.
AUGGCAGAAAACUCCAAAAACAAAGGCAAGACUCCAUGGAUACCACAUGAUCCUGCGGCAGUACCAUAUGGACCAGUACCAAAAAUACACUUGAAGUCGAUUGAUCAAAUGCUUCCGCGGAAGCAUUCAGAUCAGCAACUUCAGCCUCGAUUUGUUAGGAAACCAAGACCAAUGGAGGAGAUGCAACCUAAAUCCAGUCGUUCAAGGAGCCCACGUCGACAUGUCAUGAAACCGAGACCCAUGGAGGAGAUGCAACCUCAAGCCAAGCGCUCAUGGAGCUCAUUUCUACGCGAACAUUCAAUAGAGUCACAGUCUAUGGAAGAUAUACGAUCUCAAACCAAGCGCUCAAUAAGCUCACUUCGGCCUCGGAUUGUGAUGAGAUCAAAGCCUAUUGGUAAAAUUUCAACUCCGGGCGAGAUACCAAGUUUUCCAAAGGUUUCACUCAUGUCGUCAAAGGCCCGUCCAACAACCUCCACUAACAAUGGUUUCACACGGCAAAAAUCUGGAAGACAAACAUUUCAUAAGUUUUCUGAUCUUCCGUUAGAGCUUCAAAUUAUGAUUUGGCAAUGGUAUGGAAGAAUCCACGCAAACAGUAAUCCGAACGUCAUCAAGAUUUCCCGCUGUUUUAGACCUGUGCUACAAAACUUUAUGGUCAGAGAGAAUUCAUCAGAGCAGAACUCAUACUUUGCCAUGAGUUACAAGCUUCCUCCCAUCUUUUAUGUCUGCAAGCUUACUUUCAAAAUUGCGAAAGACUUAUAUGAGAAAGAAUUUCAAGUGAUUCCAAUGAUUAAAGAUGAUAAACAAUUGACAUACUUCAACGAAGACAGGGACAUCAUCGUUUUGGAAGAUGCUCAUGUAUUGAUGGAUUGGAGAUACAACCGCCAGACUGAAGCUGAAUUCGCCAGAAGGACGCAAAUAAGCUUAUAUCGGCCCGCAGCCGAGAGAAUCACAAGAAGAAUCAACAUGAAACAUCUCGUUAUUGGUGGAACAACCCGAUCACACAUCGAGGCGAGGCAGCUGGCAAGAUUUUAUGAUUGCGAGUCCAUAAUGCUGGGGGUACCCUAUUUGAUUCGCAGCAGAUUCUUCUCCACCGAGAAUAGAAACCAACCAGACCGCGAAGCUAUCUCAUUUCUUCGUGAUCGACUCAUGGGCUUCUGGAAAGAGGAAAGACAGGGACCUUUUGUUAGGGAAGACUAUCGCAGAAAGCUCAUCCGUCCAAUGAUAGCUGAGCCCAGUUGGGAUACGACUGAACGAACUAUAUCCAACCCAAUGUUCUUUGUCUUUACCGGUGACGAGAUAUCAUAUCAACUGCACCGUUUACAUCCCGCAAUCACGAAUUUCAUGACACCAGUCCCAGGAGCUAAGAAUUCUAUCACUUUCAUGAACGAUAUGAAGUUCUCACGUAAGCAUGCUAGGCUAUUCGAGUACCCAUGGGAGUGCGUUCCAGAAACAUAG